AUGGCUCGGGCUCCAAUUCCCACCACCGAAAUCUCCGACUACGAAAAGCAACGUCUUGCCAAUAUCGCCGAGCGAGAUGCGCUCCUCAAGAAACUGACCCAAGAAGCGCAGCAAGCCGGUCUCUACACCAGACCCUCUGUGAAAAGCACUGCCAAUGGGACUAGUCAGUCGCACAAGAGACAAAGACCUGUCAAACCAGUCAAGAAGGAACUAGACAAUGCGCCACGGCGAACCUCUUCACGGCUGGCUGGCUUGACGGCGGAUAGUGAAGUUGCAAAACGCAAAGCCGACCAGGAGUAUGAAGCCGUAAGGGAGGCGGAACGGGCGAAGAGGCAGCGGAUUGCAGGUGAUCAGGAUUUAGGAGAAAUCCUUGUGAAUGGGAAGCCUUUACUGGCGGUGGAUGUGAUAAAUAGGAGUGUUGCAAAACCAUACGAGCGAACGUUCGGCAAAGACGAGAUCAAGAGAACAACGGAUAAAGAGCUGAAGUCGAUCAGGGAAAAGAUAAGCGGACUGGCGCUGUGGGAUGCUUGGGAGCCGAGUCGCAUCAAGAUCACUCCAGAGCGCAUCUACUGCAUGAGCUUCCAUCCCACAGAAGCGAAGCCGUUAGUUUUUGCUGGCGAUAAGCUGGGCCAUCUCGGCAUAGUCGAUGCAUCACAAAAAGGCCCAGGAGCCAAGGAUGAAGGAGACGAAGAAGGUGAGGAGGAUAACAAGUCGAAAAUCAAGAAGAUCAAGAAGGAACCGAUGCAAAACAACAACCCUGGAGAUUCAGAUCCCUCAGAAUCAGAUGAAGAAGAAGCAGAAGAUCCCGAUCCUCAUGUCACUAUCUUGAAACCGCACCAGAGAACAAUCUCAGCCAUACAUACACACGCUUCACUGCCCCAAACUCUUUACACCGCCUCAUACGACUCUUCCAUCCGCGGCCUCGACCUCGAAAAGUCCAAAUCCACCGACCUCUAUGCGCUAGAUGAUGACCCGAUCUCCGGUAUUGAUAUGGCUGCCACAGAUCCCCACGUUCUGUACUUCACGACUCUAAAUGGCGCUUUCGGAAGACACGACACCAGAAUAAAAGGGAAGAAAGGAGCUGAGCUAUAUCAGCUCUCAGAGAAGAAGAUCGGUGGCUUCUCUUUGCAUCCUCUUGUGCCACACUACCUUGCCACUGCCUCCCUCGACCGCACGAUGCGGCUCUGGGAUCUUCGGAAAAUAAGCAAGAAGCUGCCCACGUUGGUUGGUGAGCACACGUCUCGCCUUAGCGUCUCGCACGCAGCGUUCAAUUCAGUUGGGCAGGUCGCGACGAGCAGCUAUGACGACACCAUCAAGAUUCACAGUUUCGGAGUGAGAGGGAAGAUCGAUUCAACGAGGAAUCCAACAGAAGGCCUGGAAGCAAUGAGUACCUGGAAAGCCGGAUACCAAUUGGAAGAGGAGAGAAUGGAGCCAGAGGUGGUGGUACGGCAUAAUAACCAGACAGGAAGAUGGGUCACGAUUCUCCGCCCGCAGUGGCAGCGCAGUCCCCAAGACGGAAUCCAGAAGCUCUGUAUUGGGAACAUGAACAGGUUUGUCGAUGUGUACAGCGCAGAUGGUAAGCAAUUGGCACAACUUGGAGGAGGCGGCAUAACGGCUGUGCCGGCAGUGGCAGUCUUCCAUCCAACCAGGGAUUGGGUGACGGCAGGUACCGCGAGUGGGAAGUUGUGUUUAUGGAUGUAA
Endocarpon pusillum Z07020 is the source of this 1701-nucleotide messenger RNA. RefSeq names its product WD repeat-containing protein. The record is from RefSeq and is a predicted model, not a curated record. Gene Ontology annotation, cellular component: nucleus. Bases 1 to 1701 code for a protein of 566 amino acids. Gene Ontology annotation, molecular function: DNA binding; protein binding. Gene Ontology annotation, biological process: regulation of DNA damage checkpoint. The transcript has 2 exons. Lineage: Eukaryota; Fungi; Ascomycota; Eurotiomycetes; Verrucariales; Verrucariaceae.